This is a messenger RNA of Pseudoliparis swirei, 2346 nucleotides long. Its product is annotated as transmembrane protein 269-like. The transcript is spliced from 6 exons. Gene Ontology annotation, cellular component: membrane. Gene Ontology annotation, molecular function: phosphotransferase activity, for other substituted phosphate groups. The record is from RefSeq and is a predicted model, not a curated record. The coding region runs from base 1518 to 2117 and encodes 199 amino acids. Gene Ontology annotation, biological process: phospholipid biosynthetic process. NCBI's taxonomy places the organism in Eukaryota, Metazoa, Chordata, Actinopteri, Perciformes, Liparidae.
CAUGAAAUCUUUUUUUGGGUGAUUGUUAGAAUGUGUAGUUCAUGUAAAUACUAAGUUAUUGUGGAAUUAAUGCAUCACAUUAGAUUUUCAGCUUGUUAUGUCAUUGUUGUAAUUUUACAACGUUGGGUGAAAAUGGUAGCUAAAAUAGCAGGUGCACCUUGCACACUACAUGGAGACAUUCCACUUCUCGGAUGUUCAGAUACAGGAUAAAUAUAAUGUAUUUGAUGAUUCACACUUUACAAAAGGGUUAUUUGUUAUAAUUUUAAGUUUAGACCAUAUUUGAAUAAUUCUAAAUGGGUUAGGGUAACCCAAACCCCAUGUUAUUUCUAUGUUCGCAGUGAGAUAUAGUCAACUGUUUUUUAAAAUCUGCACUUUGUUGGUUUGCCCAAAUAUCUCCUUGUUACACAAGCCAGAUAAUGUGUGUAGAAUGCUUUGGAGGAUGGUUGUUCAGGGACAAGUGUAAAUGUUUUGGAAUGUGGGAGUUGCAUGUAUUUUGCAUUGGUCAGGGAGAGGUGUAAAUGUUUUGGAAUGUGGUGGUUGCAUUUAUAAUGCAAGUUCAGGGAGAGGUGUAAAUGUUCUGGAAUGUGGGGGUUGCAUUUAUAAGCAUUGUUCAGGGAGAGGUGUAAAUGUUCUGGAAUAUGGGGAUGUAAGAGUUCUGGGGGGGUUGUAUUUUCCUUUUGUAAAUGUAAGUAGAGUGCACAUUAGGCUAGCCAGACAGUAUUGUGUGCCAUCCGUGGAGUGUAUUGCCUGAAUAGGAUUAAUUUGCAUUGGAAUUAGUUAUACUUGAACAUUCUCUAACUAUUGUUUCCAUUUCAGAAUGCCACCAGCAAGGAGAGCAAAUGCUGAAAUUCUGCUACCAACUAGGCCCAACGUUGCAAUAUUACAACGUUUCCCUAAAAACUUACAAAAACAUUUAUUUAUUUAUUAAUCCUUCAUUAUCUGCAUCAGAAGACUCUUACAACAUCAUCUGACUUAAAAAAUAAAAGAUUUAGACAUUAUUUCUAUGCUUGGGUCUUACAGGGUUAAAAGAGUAAAAAGUUCUGCUCGUGCGUAUAUUCAGAGGCAGGGCAUUCCAGAGCUGUCCUGCUUUCACUGAAAAUGCAGACUGACUAAAAGAACUCCUCCUAAAUGGGAUGACGCAGUCGCCUCUCUCCACAGAUCUGGUUUGUCUGCUACUCUGUUUUGUUUAAUAAAUUCACCAAGUGGGGGAGGAGCCAUAUCAUUAAGAACUGUAGAAUUGUAGAAUAUACUGCGUGUUAUUAAAAACAAGGAGAGGUUGUCGCUAUAUCUUUAUACCACAUCUAAAAUGUUAACUAUCCCCAACUUAGACACCUUCAUCAAAAGGUCAGACCAUGUGGUCACCAGAUGAUAGUAGGGAUUUAGCUUUUAGCUUUAGCACACAGACAAUUACUAACUGCUUUUGUUGUGUGGUCUAAGGUCUCUGUGAUGACACCACGCGACUCCAGAUCAAGGAGUUUGCACGUAAAAAUGCAGCCAAUGCUCUGUCUGUUGCUAACAUGGUCAUGGGCAUAGCCUCCAUUCUGAGCAGUCUAAAUGGGCACCAUCAUGCUGCCUGUUGGCUGGUUCUGAUUGGCUACCUUCUGGAUUCGGCAGAUGGAGCCGUUGCCAGGCGACUCGGUGCCUGCUCUGCACUGGGUGCGAAGCUCGAUGAUUUUUCUGACUUCACGACCUUUGGGAUUGCCACCGCAUUGCUCCUAAGGACAUCUGACCUGCUGGACAACAUCCUAUGUGUGUGUUACAUCCUGUCUGUGUUUGUCCGUCUGUGUUUCUUUUCAAGUGGGAUCCCAUUCAUGUUUCGUGGACUGCCCUGCACCUACUCCUCAGCCAUCCUGGCCAGUGCCUCACUGCUGUCAGGGGGAAAUCUGGCCUUGCUGCGUAUCAUUGCAGUGGUCAUGAUCCCCUUUAUGAUCAGCCAGAACUUCUACCCCCAUGACAGAUUACUGGAGUCCCAGGCCUGGAAGAAAGCAGUCUUUGCUGGAGGAGUUGUCAUGGUGUUCUGCUCAUCCUUCCCCACUGCAAGUGUGUACUAUAUGUUGUGGUCUGUCUCCUUCAUGUUGUUCCCGAAUUCCCUUUGGAGCUGUAAGGGUGAGAGUUAAAGUGAGGGGUGAGAAGUGCAUUUGAAUAUUAUUAAAGUUAGGAUGAGCCUUCAUGCUGUCUUUUGUCUGUGCUGCAUUUUGUCAGAUAGUUUGUUCCACAAAUCUCUCACUUCAAAAUGAACCAGUCUUUCGUCAAUGUUGUGAACAUGCAGCAGUAGUAUACAUAAUAUUCACACACAAUAUAAAAAUGAAUAAUUUGAAACUAAGUAAUUAAACAAUUUUAAUCAAG